AUGAGGAUACCGGGCUUCAAAGAUACCAUCUUCCCCACUGAUUCCAUGCCCGUCUUUAGAAAUGUGGCCGAAGUGGGCUUGUUGGUCUUCCUCUUCCUAGUCGCCCUCGAGGUCGACAUGCGUCUGUUCACCCAGAACUGGAAGGCUGCCCUCAGCGUCGGCCUGGCCGGCAUGAUUCUGCCCUUUGGCCUCGGCUUUGCCAUCGCUUACGGUAUCUACCACCAGUUUCACGCCGGCAUUGUUGAGCAUCCCAUCAGCUUUGGAGUUUUUGGUUUGUUCAUUGGCACCGCGCUCGCCAUCACUGCUUUCCCCGUCCUCUGCCGCAUUCUCAGCGAGCUGAACCUGCUGCGUUGCAACGUCGGUGUCACCGUUUUGGCUGCCGGCAUCGGCAAUGAUGUGACCGGCUGGAUCCUCCUUGCCCUCUGCGUCGCCCUGGUCAACAACAGCAACGGCCUGGCUGCCCUCUGGGCCUUGCUCUGCUGCAUCGGCUGGACCCUGGUGUUGUUCUUCAUCGUCCGACCGCCUUUCAUCUGGGUCUUGAGGCGGACCGGCAGUCUGCAGAAUGGCCCUACCCAGGGCAUGGUCGCCCUGACCAUGCUCAUGGUGCUUGCUUCGGCUUGGUUUACCGGUAUUAUUGGUGUCCAUCCCAUCUUCGGAGCCUUCUUGGUCGGCCUCAUCUGCCCUCACGACGGCGGUUUUGCCAUCAAGUUGACCGAGAAGAUCGAGGAUCUGAUCUCGGUUCUAUUUCUACCCCUAUAUUUCGCACUCUCUGGCCUGAAUACGAACUUGGGUCUCUUGAACGACGGCAUCACCUGGGCCUAUGUCAUCGGCAUCAUCGUGUGCGCCUUCGUCGGCAAGAUCGCGGGUGGCACCCUGGCUGCUCGCGCUAGUAAGUUGCUUUGGCGAGAAAGCUUCACCAUAGGCUGCCUGAUGAGUUGCAAGGGUCUUGUCGAACUGAUUGUCCUGAACAUUGGUCUUCAAGCGGGCAUCCUGUCAGAUACUACUUUCAGCAUGUUUGUCGUCAUGGCUUUGGUUACAACUGUCGCCACUACGCCCCUUACCAAGGCUUUGUAUCCUCCAUGGUACCAAAAGAAGGUUGAAAGGUGGCGGCGCGGAGAAAUCGACUGGGACGGCAACCCCACCAACCCUCCCGAUGCCGAUCAGCCUCAGCAGAAGUCGGCCGACUCGCAGGUCCGCCGCCUCAUGGUGCAUCUUCGUCUCGACAGUCUUCCGAGCUUAUUUACCUUCAUCACUCUCCUCAGCCCUGAGAGCGUGCCCGCGUCCGCCCACCCUGACACCGCCGAAGACUCGUCCCAAGGCAAAGAGGUACAGAUCAGAAAGAGACCGCUCGAAGUUCAUGGCCUACGCGUCAUUGAACUCACCGACCGUACCUCGUCAGUCAUGCAUCUGACUGAGGGCGAUGAUUCCUACUCCCUCCGUGACCCUGUGGUCAACGCCUUCAGGACCUUCUCCCAGCUUCAUGACGUUGCCGUCUCGGGCCGGGUCGCAGUCGUUCCCGCAGAUUCGUACGCGGAGACGCUCAUGUCCCAGGCAUCCGAAGUAUCUUCCGACUUUGCCCUCAUCCCCUGGGGCGAGUACGGCAGCACAUCCGAGGACAUGUCCCUUCCUAUCGCCAUGAGUGGGAGCGAGAGGUUCCGGUCUACCUCCCACUUCGAAUUCAUCACCCAGACCCUACACCAAGCUGCUCACACCUGCAACACGGGCAUCUUCAUUGACAACGGCUUCGGUGGCAUCACUAAGCCCGUCGACCGGCCAGAUCUGGCCCGCACCAAGAGCGCCAUGUCCAUCCGCAGCUACCGCCCCGAGUUCGCCACCUUCCCUGUCGCCAAUAAGUCCCACCACAUCUUUCUUCCCUUCCUCGGCGGGCCCGACGACCACGUCGCCCUCCGAAUCGUCCUGCAGCUUGCCAAAAACCAACACGUCACCGCUUCCAUCGUGCGCAUCAUCUGGCCAGCCACCACCACCAAAGCCGAACCCACCACCUCCAACGACACCUCCACAUCCACCCCCUCCCCCAAAUCCGCCACCACUACUUCCCUCCAAGACUCAGCCGCCCGCCAAAUCCAACAAGAUGCAGUCUUCUUCGCCACCAUGCAGGCCUCUCUCCCGUCGGACCUCGCCCCGCGCGUCGUCUUCAGCGAGGUCGAGCUCUCGACUGCCGCCCCGGCCUCGACCCUCCCCGAGAUUGUGGUGCUCGCCCAGAAGACGGUCGGCCAGCGGCCUAAGAACGCCGGCGACGUGGUCGUCGUGGGGCGGCGGAAUGUUCGCUUUGGGGACGCGCUGGCCGCUGCUGGUGCUACUGGCGCUGCUUCUGCUGCGGAUGGGCAGGAUGGCGGUGGCGGAGUGAGUGGAGGAACUGGGAGUGGGAGCACUAGUGCGGGUGGGAGCGGUGGAGGUAGUGCGGAUCUGAGGCGGACGGUCGGUGCUGUGGCCGAGCAGUUGGUCACGGUGGGCAUCAAGGCGAGUAUCUUGGUCGUGCAGGCUGGCGGGAAGGGAUUGGAGGCUGUUUAUGCUUAG
Messenger RNA from Chaetomium fimeti, 2538 nucleotides. Its product is annotated as Sodium/hydrogen exchanger family-domain-containing protein. The transcript is spliced from 5 exons. Gene Ontology annotation, cellular component: membrane. Gene Ontology annotation, biological process: proton transmembrane transport. The coding region runs from base 1 to 2538 and encodes 845 amino acids. Gene Ontology annotation, molecular function: antiporter activity. NCBI's taxonomy places the organism in Eukaryota, Fungi, Ascomycota, Sordariomycetes, Sordariales, Chaetomiaceae. The record is from RefSeq and is a predicted model, not a curated record.